Leptidea sinapis is the source of this 1405-nucleotide messenger RNA. RefSeq lists its product as uncharacterized. The record is from RefSeq and is a predicted model, not a curated record. NCBI's taxonomy places the organism in Eukaryota, Metazoa, Arthropoda, Insecta, Lepidoptera, Pieridae. Bases 13 to 510 code for a protein of 165 amino acids. The transcript is spliced from 2 exons.
GCCGCUUUAGCGAUGGUAGGGCUAAUGUAUGUGUUAAAAGAAAAUAGAAGAAAACGAAAAAAACGUGAAUUGUGGUGUAAACACUGGCUUCUGUUGAGAAAAUCGUAUUCACACACAUCCUUGAUAAAUGAAUUGAGAAUUACUCCAAAAGAUUUCAAUAAUUAUUUGAGAAUGAAUGAAGAUACAUAUUUGCAUCUGCUUUCAUUAGUGACACCAUUAAUAAAAAGGCAAGACACCAUAUUGAGAAAUGCUAUAACACCUCAUGAAAGAUUAACGGCAACUUUAAGAUUUUUAGCUACAAGGACCUCUUAUGAAUGUUUAAAAUUUUCUACAAUAAUAUCGCCACAAGCACUUUCCGCCAUCAUACCAGAAACCUGUGAAGCAAUUUAUAAGGUUUUACACAAGGACUACUUAAAGUUUCCACAAAGUUGCAGUGAAUGGAAAGCAAUUAGUGCAUUAUUUGAAGAAAGAUGGAACUUUCCAAAUCUACUUGGCGCAAUAGAUGCUUAACAUAUUGCUAUUACUCCACCUAAAGGAUGUGGAUCGGAAUUUUACAAUUAUAAAACACACCACAGCAUGGUACUUAUGGCUAUUGUUGACGCUCAAUAUCAGUUUUUAUUAUGUGAUUUCGGUACAAACGGGCGAGUUUCAGAUGGAGGCGUAUUACAAAAUACGAAAUUUUUUGAAAUGCUCCGAAACAACCAAUUGGAAAUUCCAAGCGAAGAAGCAGUAAGAAAUACUCAGAGACGUUUGCCAUACGUUUUUGUUUCUGAUGACCUCCGUUGAGACCUGAUGAUAAAACCUUUCAGACAAGCAGAAUUGACUUCAACAGAUAAAAAAAUCUAUAAUUAUCGUGUUUCGCGCGUACGACGAAUUGUGGAAAAUGCCUUUGGCAUUCUGGCUUCACGUUUCAGAAUCUUCCAUACGGCUAUAAAUUUACAUCCAAAUAAAAUUGAGUCCGUCGUUAUGGCAUGUUGUGCAUUACAUAAUUAUCUAAUUAGAAAACUGCCAAAUUUUUAUACAAAUCCAGAUUGCUUUGAUCGAGAAGACUAUGAUACCGGAACCAUCAUACCAGGAUGUACAAUAGAUAUUUCGACUAUGGAACCUUUAGAAAGAAGAAAUGAGUGAAACAUAAGUCGGACACCCAAAAUGAUAAGAGAAGAAUUUAUGAACUAUUUUAACAAUGAAGGUCAGGUCCCUUGGCAAAAUAAUUUUAUUUGAUUUAACCCCUCAGGAUUGGCAGAUUUUUUUCAAAAAAAAUAAUCGUCAGCACUAUCGCUAGACAGAUAAUGACGCGAUGAUGACGUCGGCAAUACCGCGUUGUCUAUAAUUUAUAAUUACUUUACAACCAAACCAUAUUUUUUUAUUCUGUAAACGGCAAUGUACUUAUUGAUUUAUUUCCUAA